AUGAGCUUCAACGUCUGCCCACGGUUGUUCCUGGUUCUCUUUGCCUUUCUGUGCGUGCUUCCCGUCAUUAGCUGGGGAGCUUCAUUUCGGAUCGGGUUAGUGGGCCCCUGGGAGUGCGACCCCGUUUUCGCUAAGGCCCUGCCCCAUGUGGCAGCACAACUGGCGAUAAAACACAUCAACAGGGAUCCCUCUCUGUCCUACGCUGCAACUUUUGACUAUAUAAUCCUGAAUGAGCCAUGCAAGACCUCAAGAGCUCUGGAGAAGUUUGUGGCUUUCCACACCAAGGCUUCGGCUUUCGUCGGACCGGCCAAUCCGGGCUACUGUGACGCUGCUUCAAUGCUGAGCAAAAGUUGGAACAAGGCUUUGUUCGCAUGGGGCUGCAUCGGCUCCGAUUUGGACCGUGUCUGGAGCCACCCGACCUUCGCCCGCUCCAUGCCCAGGCCCACUUGGGUACUAUCAAGAAUCAUGAGAUACUUCCACUGGGCUCACGUGGGAAUCAUCUCUGCCUCUGAUGACAUCUGGGUGGAGACAGCUAACAAGGUCGCCGACUCACUUCGCGCUCACGCUUUCCCUGUCAGACUGCUCUGGGUUAUGGAGAACACUUCUCACAGCAUCAGGAGGACUCUAGCUAAAGUCCGCAAGAUGAGAGAAAUACGAGUACUUAUCCUCUGCAUGCACUCGGUGUUGAUCGGAGGAGAGCUCCAGAAGCUCCUCUUGGAGACGGCCUACGACAUGCAAAUGAUUGACGGUUCCCUGGUAUUCGUACCCUAUGACGCCCUCCUCUACAGUCUACCGUACCGUAACAUAAGCUACCCAGCCCUGAAGAGCAACAGCAAAUUGCUGCGGGCCUACGAUGCAGUGCUAACCGUCACCAUCGACUCGCCCCAGAUGUCAUUUUUUGAGGCCUACGAAAAUGCUAUUGAGAAAGGGGAGGUGGCAAGGAUUCUCAAACCCCAGCAGGUGUCCCCGUUCUUCGGCACUAUCUACAGCUCCGUGAUCCUCCUCGCUCACGCCGUGCAGCGGGUUGGACUUUCCAAGGAGUGGAUGUCUGGUGGGAAUAUUGCACAAGUGCGCCGCCACAGCUUUGAGGGCUUCAGCCAUCCGAUGAAAUCGGACGCUUCCGGAAAUGUUUUAUUGGACUACAUCAUCCUGGACACUGAUGGAGUCUCCUGUGAGCUGAUGCCGACACACAGGCUAAACAUGGAAGCCGAUUCGGUCAACUUCCUGGGUCGAGACAUUCAUUUUCCGCAUGGGUCAGGUCCCGGACGGGACGCCCCGUGCUGGUUCACUCCAGGUGCCAUCUGCUCCGGAGGUGUGGAUCUUUUUUCUACUGUCAGCAUUGUGCUCGGAGCGAUCGGCGUCUGUAUGCUGGCUAUAGUCUUUAUAUACUUUGUCCGGCGACGUGUUAACCAGAUUCGGCUUGUCAGGGGACCAAACAAGAUCCUGCUGACUUUAGAGGAUGUCACCUUCAUCAACCCAUCGCUUAGCAAGAAGCCUAGCCUGGACGACAGCCGGGCCAGCGCCAUCAAGAGCGUGUCGGACUGUAGUAUCAUGUCACCCACCUCCACUCGAUCGCCAGCAACGUAUGAGAACUCCAACGUCGUCAUUUUAGAGGGGGACUGGGCGUGGCUUAAGAGACUACCAUACGGCUCAUUUAGCAGCAUCAACCCCAAAACGAGUGAUUUGUUUGAGCUGAUGAAGGACAUGCGGCACGAGAAUGUCAACCCCUUCCUGGGCUUCUUCCUCGACUGCGGCGUCUUCGCCAUCGUGACCGAGUUUUGUUCCAGAGGCAGCUUGGAAGAUCUGCUUCUCAAUGAUGACGUCAAGUUGGACUGGAUGUUUAAGUCCUCCCUGCUGCUCGAUUUGAUUAAGGGUAUGAAGUACCUCCACCACUGCGGUGUGUCUCACUCCCAUCUGAAGUCUCGGAACUGUGUGGUGGACGGGCGCUUUGUGUUGAAGAUCACAGACUUCGGCUACAAUGAGGUUCUAGAGGCUCAAAGGUUCCCAUAUGCGGAACCGCCCGCAGAUGAGCUGCUUUGGACGGCUCCCGAGCUCCUCCGAAGCCCUCAGCCCGGCCGCCGCGGGACGCUGCCCGGUGACGUGUACAGCUUCGCCAUCAUCACCCAGGAAGUGGUCAUUCGGGGGCCUCCCUUUUGCAUGCUGGAUCUGUCGGCCGCAGAUGUGAUCGAGAAGUUGCGCAAACCGCCUCCUUUGUGUAGACCGCUGGUUAGUUUGGAUUGCGCGCCGUUCGAGUGCAUCCAAUUGAUGAAACAGUGUUGGAACGAACAGCCGGAAAAGAGACCAACGUUUGAGGAGAUAUUCGACAAGUUCAAGGACAUCAACAAAGGCAAGAAAACCAACAUCAUAGACUCCAUGUUGCGGAUGCUUGAACAGUACUCGUCCAACCUGGAAGAGCUUAUCAGAGAGCGAACCGAGGAGCUGGAGAUCGAGAAGCAAAAAACCGAGAAGCUGCUGACACAAAUGCUGCCUCCAUCGGUGGCUGAAGCGUUGAAGAUCGGCGGCACCGUCGUACCCGAGUAUUUCGACAGCGUGUCUCUCUACUUCAGCGACAUCGUGGGCUUCACCACCAUCUCGGCCAACAGCGAGCCGAUCGAGGUGGUCGCCCUGCUCAACAGCCUCUAUACCCUCUUUGACGCCAUUAUCGGCAACCAUGAUGUUUACAAGGUGGAGACUAUCGGCGACGCUUACAUGGUGGCGUCGGGCGUCCCUGUUCCAAAUGGCAACCGGCACGUGGCGGAGAUAGCCAAUAUGUCUCUGGACAUCUUAAGCGCAGUGGGAACCUUCAAGAUGAGACACAUGCCCGACGUCCCCGUCAGAAUCCGCAUUGGACUGCACACAGGUCCGUGCGUGGCAGGAGUCGUAGGUCUCACCAUGCCGCGCUAUUGCUUAUUUGGUGACACUGUGAACACCGCCUCUCGCAUGGAGUCCAGCGGACUGCCCUACAGGAUCCACGUGCACCAAAACACAGUCAAAGUCUUGCGUGAGCUCAACUUGGGCUACAAGCUAGAGCUGAGGGGAAGGACCGGAGUCAAGGGGAAAGGAACUGAAGACACCUACUGGCUAGUUGGAAGGGACGGCUUCACCAAACCUCUUCCUGUACCUCCGGAGCUAAAAUCAGGGCAAAUGCCCCACGGGCUGCAGAUGGCUGAGAUAGCCCACGUGGCCUCCAAGGAGCCCAAAGACCUGAAACAGAUGUUGUACAAGGCCGUGAGGAAGCUCUCCCACAUCCGCGUGGUCGCGCAACUCGGCGAGGACGACAACGUCAUGAUGUCGCAUCACUGA
This is a messenger RNA of Nerophis lumbriciformis (worm pipefish), 3303 nucleotides long. NCBI's taxonomy places the organism in Eukaryota, Metazoa, Chordata, Actinopteri, Syngnathiformes, Syngnathidae. The record is from RefSeq and is a predicted model, not a curated record.